AUGUCCUCACAGAAAACCAGCGUGAAAAAAUUAUCACAGGCGCUAUCCUUGCCCUCUCGUCAAUCUCAAAAAUCCCAAACCCCUUAUCCCCAAAAGGCCGGCAACGUAGUUGCAAAUUGUCUGGGGUUACGCACGUUCAGGGUGGUGCCGAUUGCUUGCCAUCGGAUGAAAAGACUACUCCUCCUUGUACUACUGGCUGCAGCAGCAUCAGCAUCAGACCUCAACAAUGAUGUACCAGCUGCAGUAGAAAUAGACGAUAUAGAAUUUGUGGAAUUAGAGGAAAUACAAAAAAUGUUAGGCUUGGACCCGGCAGAACCAGUAAAGAUUUUGACGGAAUUCGAUGAAGAUCCUGGUGAGAAUGACAAUGAAGAGUUUGGUACUUUAUUGUUUGACUCAAUGCUAAUUGACCCGAUUGAAGUACACGUUGAUGAUGUCGAGGAAUCUAAUUUAGAUGGAAAGUUGUCAUCUAACUUAGUAUGA
This is a messenger RNA of Spodoptera exigua (beet armyworm), 480 nucleotides long. The record is from the annotation of a GenBank genome assembly. NCBI's taxonomy places the organism in Eukaryota, Metazoa, Arthropoda, Insecta, Lepidoptera, Noctuidae.